Messenger RNA from Racocetra fulgida, 259 nucleotides. The record is from the annotation of a GenBank genome assembly. NCBI's taxonomy places the organism in Eukaryota, Fungi, Glomeromycota, Glomeromycetes, Diversisporales, Gigasporaceae.
AUGUUUCAACAAAGAAACAAAGCAAAAUCAGUACUUAUUCUUAAAAAACCUGCAAACACUCCCAGUAAUUCAUCAAAAAUAUCUCAAGACCUUCUUGAUUUUGAAAACCAAAGCUCCACCAGCGCUUAUUCAUCCCAAAAUCACCAGGAAAGCAUCCAACUUAUUUUGAGAGACAUCGCCAAGGCAUUUAGAGACGCUGCCAUGGAAGUAGCUCAUGAGGAGGGUCUUGACAAUCAACACCGGGGCCUAAGACUAAUUG